Messenger RNA from Bombus pyrosoma, 2531 nucleotides. RefSeq names its product UBX domain-containing protein 7. The record is from RefSeq and is a predicted model, not a curated record. The transcript is spliced from 10 exons. Gene Ontology annotation, biological process: proteasome-mediated ubiquitin-dependent protein catabolic process. Lineage: Eukaryota; Metazoa; Arthropoda; Insecta; Hymenoptera; Apidae. Bases 421 to 1752 code for a protein of 443 amino acids. Gene Ontology annotation, cellular component: nucleus. Gene Ontology annotation, molecular function: ubiquitin binding.
AUACAACAUCAGUAAUACGUCCUAUCACAUUCGUAGCCACAUAGAAAUAAUGCUAUGACUGACAACAUAUAUUGUUUUUAAAUCCUAUGACACAAAAAUAUAUUGAUACUGGAUCUAUAUUACAUUUUCUCUGUGGUUAAAAUGGAAUCGUCAACCCUACUCUUUGGAAUGGUUGAAUGUUGAGUUGAAUCGCACAAUCGCAUAAUCGCAGUGCGGACAACCGUUUCUUGUAUUGAAGUCAGAACUUCAUAUACGCUUCGCGUCGUUAGAAUGUAAAGAUCACGGACUAUUGAAUUUAUGGCUGAUUUAAAUAGAAAACCUUGGAAAACAAUUCGAAAUGUUGUGUAAUUAGUAUUAACCUACGAAUAAUGUUAAUAUUUACUCAUUUUAUUUGACGCAUUUCUGUAAUUUAGAGUCAUAAUGGAUCAAGAAUUGAUUGAAAAAUUUAUAGAAGUGACGGGAGAGAAUGAGGCAACAGCUCGCCAAUAUUUGUCAUUAGCUGAUGGAAAUGUGGAAACUGCAAUAAGUUUAAUGUUUGAUGGUAGUCAAGCACAUGAACCUUUAUGUACGACUGAUCCGGAACCAGAAGUGAGACCUCCUAUUUUACCUGUGCAAGAAGUAUUAGUGCCAUCUGGUCCAAUAUGUUCCCUUCCAAGAUUAUCGACUAAUGUAUUUGACAGAUUUAGAGAUUUUGCAGUAGAAACCCAACGACAAGAAGAAGAAAUGACUCGAAAAGUAGCUGGUGUUAAACAAAUAUCCUAUUGCAAAUCAAAAAGAUUGGAAGAUUUAUUUCGACCACCAUGUGGUAUUCUUUUCCUGGGUUCCUUUAUGGAAGCUCGUGAACACGCUAAAUCAUUAAACCGUUGGUUACUUGUAAAUGUUCAAAAUCCUCAAGAAUUUUCUUGCCAAAUCCUUAACAGAGAUGUAUGGUCCAAUCAACAGAUUCAAGGAAUUGUAAAGGAUCAUUUUGUUUUAUGGCAAGUUUUGUCAAAUACAAGUGAUGGAAGUCGUUAUGUGCAUCUUUAUGAUGUAUAUGAAUAUCCUUAUCUAGCAGUAAUAGAUCCUAGAACAGGAGAAUGCAUGAAAACUUACAAUCAUAUUACAGUAGACAUUUUAAUGUCUGCAUUAAAUGAUAUGUUGAGCUCACACUCAUCUCCAGAAUGUGUAUCAAGCAACUCAAUUCAUUCUAAAAAAUGGAAUAACAGUACUGCCACAGCAACAGAAGGAAGUUCUACAUCUAAUUCAUCAGAUUGUUGUAGUAGCACUACUGUUAAGGCGUUUAAGCACACUAUUGAUAAUUUAAAUGAUUCAGGUAAUAUAGAUAUUAAGAAUGAUAUGACAACUAUUCAAAGUUCAAGUACAAGUAUGUCAGUUGAUACAUUUGGAAACAUAACUAAAAAAAGAAGAAUGAAUGAAUUGGACGAAUUAAACGAAAAGAGACAAGAAAUAGAAAGUUCAAAGGACGAACGAUCAUACGAACUAAAGUCCACUCUAAGAAAGGAAACUGAUAGUGCAUCUGCUAUAAGACUUUGUUUAAGACUGCCAAAUGGUAAGAAGGAAACGCUAUCAAUGUCUGCUACAGAUACUAUAGAUGAUUUCAUAAAUACUAUGAAGAAUAUGGGUUACUCAUCAACCGAUCAUACUUAUUUAGUGCCGUUUCCAAAAACAAAUAUUGGAGCACUUUCUCCACAGAUAUAUUUAUCGGAUACGAUUUUAUUUCCAGCAAAUACAGUAUUUAUAACAAAGAUAUAGUAAUAUUUGGUUAGAUAAAAUAUAGCGAAAGUAUUUCCUUUUAACUACUGCAUUAUGGAAUACAUCAUAAGUUUGAUAAAAAUUACGUAUCUUGCGUAUAUAUAUAUAUAUAUAUAUAUAUAUAUAUAUGUCGGAGAUGAAAGAACACCGGAGCCUCUCUUCGGAACUUGGGGAAAAUCCCUGUAUGUAAUCUAGAUUCUACCAUAACCGUAAUUAAACAAUUGUCAUUCAAUCCGAUUGUAUUUAUUCGAGAUUUGUAACAAUGAGCUUGGGCUCGAGGCGACAACGUGGCCGUGAUCAAGGGAUGAACGUUUGUCUAACAAAGGUAUGGAGUAAUAGUAUAGCUCUCCUUAAAAGAAAUAGUUGUAGCGGCACUUGACAGUAAACAUCCCAACGGUCUCUGUCCCGUGGCUCGCCACACGCAGACCCUAUUCUCCGGGUAAGAUGAUUACCAGAUGCAUCUCCACAGUACAUAUUCAGCUAGCCUGAGAACUCGUUAUAAAUCUUAAGAUUUAGUUAACUAAAGUCCUUCAAACAGACAAACAGUCUUUGUCCCAACUACGGGAAGAUAGGGGAAACCUACUUUCUCACGAACGAUGCUUCCCGCUAGCAACUUUCCCUCAAGGGCAGCUAGCAUCCGUUUCUAACCACUGAUAUGGAAAUUGACCAUUUAACAGCAACGUCAAUUUCCCUCACCUUCCAAACGAAGGCAUCGCUUCACGAAUCCGAUGAUCUCGUGCCCUUAGACACACCCCAUCAUAGUUUUCCUCUGUGGCAUC